Molecule: messenger RNA, 2076 nt
Organism: Gordionus sp. m RMFG-2023
Lineage: Eukaryota; Metazoa; Nematomorpha; Gordioida; Chordodea; Parachordodidae
Product: peroxidasin-like
Exons: 16
Coding region: 236-2053 (605 amino acids)
Biological process (GO): response to oxidative stress
Molecular function (GO): peroxidase activity; heme binding
Source: RefSeq, a predicted model, not a curated record
UUGAAUUAUAUCAAUUAAGCAAUUGAAAAUAUCAUUUAACAUUCAUUUCCUUUUUAUAUUUUUCUUUUAACGAUUUACAAAUAAAGAUUAUAAAUCUCUACAAGUUCUGACUAACCCUGCCUUACUUUUUCAUAUUGCUCAAAAUCAUGAUGAUUCCAUAGAUAACCGAAGAGAAAAAUGACGCAUAAACAAACGACUUUACCGUUCUAGACACACUGUUAGCUAAGAAAAUUCCAUGAUUCAACAAAAUAAGAUGGAUUCAAAAUAUCUAUUUACCAUUCUUGUAUUGAAUAUUAUAAUCGUCCUAAAUCAGUUCAAAGCUCAGGAUAUAACAGUAACUACAGAUGCGGUUGUCCCAAUAAAUCCAUUGAAUAACGGUAAGAUCAAUUCAGAUGUCACCGUACCAAGUAACACUAUCUCAACUAAUUUGAAUAUAGAUAGAACAUUUUGCUUUUUCAAGACUGAUUUGUGUCCAUGCAACAUUACUUUUAGAACCAUAGACGGAAGUUGUAAUAAUCCUUUUAAUGCCGAAUGGGGACAAGCCGCAACAGCCCAUUUAAGAUUCCUGGAAGCCGAUUAUGAUGAUGGAAUUUCAAAGAUACGAACCUCGGUGAUAGAUGGUGGAAAAUUACCUAAUGUCCGAGAUAUAAGUAAUUCGAUACUUGGACAAUUUAUGGAUAGGGAUGCUCCACAACUAUCUGUUUUGACCACUAUUUGGGGACAAUUUAUUGAUCACGACAUGACUAAAACGAUGCUAGCGAGUAAGCCCGACGGGAAUGGUAUGGAUUGCUGUGAUGAAGACAUAGAUAGCCAAUUGUGCGAUCAUAUAAACACCACACAAGAUUCUUUCUUUCAUAGUUUUAACGUUAAAUGUUUGGGUUUCACUAGGUCUCAAUCCAUGGAUGAUCAAAAAGCUAGUGAACAAGUGAAUGAAAUGACUUCAUUUUUAGAUGCCUCCCCUAUUUACGGCGUAACCGAGCAACGCAUAAAAAACUUAAGAACUUUUGAAAAAGGCAUGAUGAAAUCCACUCUCCCCAUUAAACGAACGGGUAUGAAAAAGUCUAUUUUGCCGCUUUUAGAUGAUGAGGAGGCUUGUGCUGAUCAAGCGACAAACUCAAAAGGCCAAUGCGUUUUAGCAGGUGACGAUAGAUUUGCGGAGCAGAUAUCAUUAACCUUAAUGCAUAUCAUACUUUUACGCCAGCACAAUGUGAUAGCCGAAAAAUUAGCUAGUUUGAACCUUAAAUGGAAUGACGAAAGAAUUUUUCAAGAAACUAGAUUUGGGCACAGCAUGAUCACAACUAAUUACGAUUGUUUGGAUAAAAAUUUCAACGGAUUCAAAUCUAUCCCGCCUAUCCCUUUAAGAACAGUAUUUCUAGCCAAUUUCUUUUACCAUAACCCCCCUACGUCAAUAUUUAUCAAUAGUAAUACCGUUAAUAUAGCCGAUUGCUUGCUAAGAGGACUAGUAUCGAAACCUGCGAAAAUUGUCGAUCAGAUAUUAUCGGAAGAAGUUAGGCAACAUUUGUUUCAAUCAACGACACAAUCAUUUGGAAUAGAUUUGGGUUCCAUGAACAUUAUGAGAGGCCGGGACCAUGGCUUACAGUCCUAUGUUAACUUUAGGAAGCUCUGUCAACUUUCUACCCCAAGAACCUUCGACGAUUUAAUCAACAUAAUACCCAACAAUUCUAUCGAUGCCUUCAAAUUACUCUACAAAAGUACUUUAGAUCUUGAUUUGUUUCCUGUUGGAUUAGCUGAAUUUCCUUUAAAAGGUUCCUUGUUAGGCCCAACUUUCACUUGUUUGUUGGCUAAACAAUUCAAGGCACUGAGAUCUGGUGAUUCUUAUUGGUUCGAAAAUGAUAUCCCUAAAGCUCUGUUCACUUUGGAGCAACUUUUAGAAAUUCGUAAAGUAACUCUCGCUAAAUUAGUUUGUGGCAAUGCUGACGAUAUGCCGGAGAUACAAGCUCGUCCACUUAUGACCAUUCAUCCUAAUUGGAAUCCAUUGUUAAGCUGUUCUUUCUUCCCUCAAAUGGAUUUCAAUGCUUGGAAAGAAAAUUAACAAAAACGCACAUAUAACCAAAA